AAUACCAACGUCCUGUCAAGAAGCGAGAGCUUCAGAGGCUUGCUCAUAGUUAGUUCGUCCUCUCUCUGGACCCCUGCGGGCCGUAGGCUAGGCCACCCGCCCAGUGCGACUGCGCACCAUUGCCUACCUACCAGGCGCCCUCUUCUCCUUGGAACAAAACCACUCCAAUUGUCUAGAUAUUGCCCCUAUUUGUAAAAUGUACCGCCCAGCCCCAUUGACAAGUUACCUCACUACAACUAAACUCUAUAACCCCCCUCUCUCUCCCCUCCCUCAGCCGCCUCUUUCCCGCGAUGCAGCGUGUCGGACCCCAAGCUCUCCAGCUGCCUCAAGUCCGCCGUCCAGGUCGUCAUCCCCGAGCUCGUCAAGGGCGUGCCCAGCCUGGGCGUCCUGUCCAUCGACCCCAUGGAGAUCCUGGCGGCUGACAUCAGCGGCGCGCCCAAGGGCUCCGUGGCCAUCUCGCUCAACUUCAAGAAGCUGCGCAUCCGCGGGCUGGGCUCGGCCGAGGUCAUGAGCAUCAGCUACGACCCCAAGGCACACCGCAUCUCGAUGCGCGCCAAGGUGGCCGCCCCCCUGAGGCUGGACGGAGGCUACACCAUCGACGGGCGCGUCCUGGUGCUCCCCAUCACCGGCUCUGGCCAGUGCAGCCUGCAACUGGACGACGUGACGGCCGACCUCACCCUGGCGGCGCACGAGAUCACGAAGAACGGGCAGAAGCACCUCGCCGUCGACAAGCUUUCCCUCAGCUUCGACACCUCCAAGCUGCACAUGAGAUUCGACAACCUGUUCAACGGCAACAAGGAACUCGGAGACACCAUGAACACUUUCCUGAACCAGAACUGGCCCGACAUCCUCCGCGAGCUGAAGCCCUCCAUCGACGACACGUUCGGGGCCGCGUUCCAGGCGCUCGCCAGCCGCAUCUUCGCCAAGGUGCCCUACAACAACAUCUUCCUGCCGUGAGCCACGUUCGACGACGGGACCGCCGUGAUCGUCUCGGCUUGUGAAGAGGCCACAAAACUGCCUUUGAAGUCACCCUGCUACCCCUUUUUCCUUAAGGGUGGCACCGCUCCGGAAAACGAAGUGGAUCGCAGCCGUCGCAGUCCUAUCGAAUGUUCAAACGCUUGAUAUGAGCCCAGUGUUUAAUGUUUAGUGCUUCUAGUUGACAGAUCCAAACGUCUUUAAAAUAAGUGUAAUAAAUAAAGAAUUUAAGUAAACUAAGUUUUCUCGUUGUUGUGUUUGUGGUUUUAGUGGCCCCCACACACGAUGGGUGUAAACCUGUUUUGGACGGGGGUUGGUGAACCAGAGCGCGAGGCGCUGCGGCUGGUGCGUUUGGUGUG
Molecule: messenger RNA, 1334 nt
Organism: Frankliniella occidentalis (western flower thrips)
Lineage: Eukaryota; Metazoa; Arthropoda; Insecta; Thysanoptera; Thripidae
Product: protein takeout-like
Exons: 5
Coding region: 403-957 (184 amino acids)
Source: RefSeq, a predicted model, not a curated record